Molecule: messenger RNA, 1765 nt
Organism: Ooceraea biroi (clonal raider ant)
Lineage: Eukaryota; Metazoa; Arthropoda; Insecta; Hymenoptera; Formicidae
Source: RefSeq, a predicted model, not a curated record
CAGCCAGCCACAACAAGUGUUCUGCCUUGUGAAACAUGAAAAGGAUGUUUUGGAGCUGCUGCGUUCUGGGCUUCCUUCUUCUGCUUGGCGACGUGUACUGCAAUGUAUCGAAAAGCAGAGUACGACGCCAAGAUCCAGGCUCACAAAACGGUCAACUGAUAGACAACAUUUUUAACAUUCCGAUCACAGCGAUCAAACAAACCGCCGCUGCCGCCCAAGUGUUCUCGCCAGAGAAUACGCAGACGAUAGACACGGUCUUGAAGAUCCCCGUCUCGACCCUAGAAGCUGUCGGAGCACUCGUGAAGACUACAACGGAGCGGAGGCAACAAAAUGCGGAGAACAUCCAAAGAAUCCGUCAAGAUAGGAGAGAACGAAUAUCGGCACUAAAAGAGCAGAAAAAGAAGCGAAAGGAAGAGUUGCACCAUCAGCGAUUGAUGCAACAACAGUUGAAGAGAGUUGUCAGACACCAUUACAAGGAUCCACUUGGAUUAAACGCGUGGAAAAAUGUUCUAUUAGGGCACCAUGGCAUUAUUGGCGGUCACCAUGCUAGUGGACUUCUUGGUGGACAUCACUCUGGAUUAGGUGGUGGCCAUGGCAUUCAUGGUGGCCAUGGAAUCCUUGGCAGUCACGGUGCACUACUAGGAAAUCGUCCGCAGAAUACUUACGCAGUUCAUGAAGACGUCAACGAAGAUACAUCUUUCUCCUGGCAUGGGCUGACAGCUGGUUUCGGUACUUACUAUGGGUCUCGGCCAUCCAGCGCAGUUAAAAUCGAAAAUAAGAUCGCUCCUAAAGAAAAGAAGCAGAAAGGUUUCUUCAAAUACCCGAGCGAUGAUGUAAGCCCUCAGAAUAAAAUCGCAAAUAAAAAUAAGCCAAUACGUGAAGAUGAUGAUCCGCCAAUAGAAAAUAAAAUCGCGCCGAGGAAUGGAAAAGUAAAAUUUGUGUAAUUAUAUAUAAUAACAACACGAUAUAUAAUAAAAACACGAAUAUGUACAAUAUACAUAUAUGAAAUAAUGUUAGAAAUGUAAUCUUUAUCUUCCAUUCAGUAAGUUUUUGUUAUUUUUACGUCGUUUUCGCAGAUGUUACAUGUAUCGCUUUAAAGAUUCAUUGAUCCAGUAAUUUGAACUAAAAAUUUAAAAACUUACAUAUAUCAAAUAUGUAAAAAAACUUGCUUAUCUUAUCAGACAUUUAAAUGAAAAGAAAAACUAUUAUACAAGUAUUAGGAAAGAAUUAUGAUAAUUUUGGGAUUGUGAAAUCUGUUUGAGUAAAUGCAAAUUAGAUGAUAAAUGCAUAAUGUACGUAUAUGUAUACAAUCUACACAAUACAGUCUUUCGAUUUAAUUUUAUUAUUGAUGCGAAAAAUUAAUAUUUUGUUAAUCUUAAUAUCAGCAUGAUAUACGAAUAUACGUUUUAUUUAAGAUAUAUCUGUUAUAUUUUAUUCUACAUACGUAUAUAUAUUUAUUGCGAUAUAUGUACAUGUAUAUAGAAUAACAGUGCGUAAAUUCAAACCUUGGCCUUUAAACACCUGCAUAUUUCCAGCGCAUUUCUGCGUCGUAAUGUAAGACUCAUGUCGCCGAGAUAUUUACGUCUAUACGUGCACAUACUUUCCUUCUCUCUCAUAUAUAUUUGAUUUGCUAAGUUAUACAUGUUAUAUAAAUGUCUAAUGUAUAAAAGUAUUAAAAUAAGUAAAACUGUUUAAACCAGUGCUAAACUCAAAUAGAUAUUUGACAAGAUAUGGGAACGAAAUACAUUCUAAUAGAUAGAUUUAA